AUGAUGGAAGACCAUGAAAUGCCUAUCCAGGCCGCAGAGCAACCUGUCAGCAGAGACUUGCCCGAUUCGGGUAGACAAGCGAAUUUGAAUUCCAUUGGAAACAAGUUGAUCGACAGAUUCCUGCAGUCAGGCGCAAUAGAUGAUCUCGAGAAAUCCAUCGCCAUCGGGCGAGAUGUGAUACGAACAACUCCACAGGAACAUCCAAAUCUAACAGAACUACAAAACAAUCUCGCAAUCCGCCUUAGUUAUAGGUUUUCGCAAACAGGCAGAAUGGAGGACCUGGCAGAAGCUAUCCAGAUUGAACGGCAUAUCGUUAAUGUGAUUCCUUCAGACCAUCCACGACGAUCCACAUACCUUAAUAACCUUGGAGAACUGCUCGGAGAAAAAUACGGAACGACCGGAAUGCGAAAUGAUCUAGAUGAAGCUAUUCAGAUCAUACAGCAAGGUAUAGACGCAAAUCAUGGACAUCACACGCUGCAAGUAGCACUGUUAUGUAACCUCACUUCUCGACUGGGUAAUCGAUAUUCAUUAACAGGAGCUAUGACUGAUCUAGAGGAAGCGAUAAAGACAGGACGAGAAGCUGUCAAGGCAUGCCGCAUGGACCAACCUGAACGACGAGUGUGCUUGAACAACCUUGGAAUACGCCUGAGCCAUAGGUAUGGCAGAACAGGUCAAAUAGAUGAUCUUGAAGAGUCCAUCCAGUUUGGACGGGAGGUUAUCAAGGAUAUUCCUCAAGGACACCCGAAUCUAGCAGAAUGGUUGAAUAACCUCGCAGUCCGCAUUGGCUUUCGGUACACCAGAUAUGGGGCAGUGGAAGAUCUGGGGGAGUCAAUUCAACUUGGACGAAAGGCCAUCGAAAAUACCUCAGCAAAUGAUCGACGACAAGCAGCAUACCUGAAUCAUCUUGCAAAUAGACUUGGAGAUGAAUAUUUAAGAACGAAUAAUGCGGAAUAUCUCAGAGAAGCUAUUGAACACGCGGAACAAGCAGUAAAAAUAACCACAGAAGACCAUCCCAACCGAGCAGCGUGGUUAAAUGAUCUUGGAGUUCUAUUAGGCGAAAGAUUUUCUAGCACGGGGACAAUAGACGACCUGGAACAAGCCAUUGAGAUCGGACGAAGAGCGGUUGGCGCGACUCUACCCAGCCACCCUGACUAUGCAGGACGGUUAAAUACUCUAGGAGGCCUACUCAGUGAUAGGUAUUCCAGGACUGGAGAAGCAGCAGAUCUUGACGAUUCCAUCGAAAUUGGACGUCAAACAUUAGUGGCGACUCCAGAAGAUCAUCCAGAUCAAGCAGCCUUUCUCAAUAAUCUAAGCCUACGCCUUGGACUUCGAUACUCAAGAACAGGUACGAUGGACAUCCUUAAAGAAGCCAUCUGCCAUGGGCAACAAGCCGUGCAAAAGACCCCAUCAGACCACCCAGAACGAUCGGGGCGCAUAGGCAAUCUAGGAAUACUUCUUGGAAAGAGGUAUUUUCACACAGGAGGAAUGGACGAUUUAGAAGAUGCCAUUCGAUACCAUCGACAAGCCCUGGAAGCGACUCCGCUAAACCAUUCUAGACGCUCUGCAUGCUUGAACAACCUUGCUCAGCAUCUUAAAUACAGAUAUUUAAGAACACAAUCUCUUAGCGAUCUCGAGGAAUCAAUCGAACUGGGACAAGAGGCAGUUGACACGACACCAUCGCAACAUCCUAAUCGAGUAAGAAGACUAGAUAACCUUGCGGACUCAUUUGGACGGCGACACUCCAGAACAGGACACAUGAACGACCUUGAAAAGGCCAUCCAGAUUGAGCGGGAAGUUAUUAAAGUGACUCCAGACAACCACCCGGAUCAGCCGGCGUACCUGAAUAAUCUUGGAAUACGUUUGAGUCAUAAAUUCUCUAAGACAAAUCAGACAAGCGACCUUGAAGAGGCCAUCCGAAUUGGGCGAAUGGCUAUUGAAUAUACUGCCCAAGACAAUCCAAGUCAAGCGGGAUGGCGGAAUAAUCUUUGCAUUUGGCUUCGCGACAGCUUCUUGCAAACAGAAGUAAUGACAGAACUUGAUGAAGCCAUUUGUCAUGCGAGAAAAGCUGUGGAAGCGAAGCCAAAGAGCCAUCUUGAUCGAGCAGGGCGUUUGACUAAUUUAGGAGUUCUGCUUGGUACGCGUUAUUGUAGAACGACAUCCGAAGAGAAUCUCGAAGAGUCUAUUACCUGCUUCCAUCAGGCACUGACUCAAGUUUCGUCGCCAGUACUCAGUCGUAUUCGUGCCGGUAUACUCUGUGUACAUUACUUAGCUGUCAAGCCUGAUUGGCAUCAAGCGUAUGAGAUCGCAGGAGUUUCGAUGAAACUCGUACCACUGUUGUCUCCACAAUCACUUGAAAAUUCGGAUAAGCAGUACGUGCUUAGCCAAAUUGCUGGCUUCGCCUCCGAUGCAGCUGCAGUGGCUAUGGAAGCAGGAAAAGGGCCGUUGCGCGCGCUUGAUUUCCUCGAGCAAGGCCGUGGUGUGCUUGCCACAUCUAUUGAGAUGCGAGCUGAUGUUGAGGACUUGCGACAGAAGCAUCCUGCCCUGGCGACAGACUUCGCGCACCUUCAAGAUGAACUCGAAAAUCGAACUACAACCAAAAGCGAUAAUGAAGCAAAGUCUUCUCCGAUCACUGCGCCGGACAAUUGUUAUCAGGCCAACAGAGAGAUCAACAGGUUGCUGAUAACUAUUCGACAAAAACCAGGUUUCGAGCGGUUCUUACUACCCCCGAGCGAAGUAGAGAUGCGGAAUGCAGCGGAAUGCGGUCCCAUUAUUGUAAUUAACACAAGCAAAUACCGCAGUGACGCGCUCCUUAUUGAGCAGGAACAAGUCAGGACCGUAGCCCUGUCACAGUUAGACUACUCUAGGAUGCAAUCCAGGGCAAAGAGUGGUGACCUAGGAAGUUCACACGCCCUAGCGUGGCUGUGGGAUGGGAUUGCUGAACCGAUUCUGAGUGCUUUAGGGAUUACAGAGCCUCCAGCCGACGACAACUGGCCUCAUGUUUGGUGGAUCCCCACGGGUCUUCUGACCCGAUUCCCUCUCCAUGCAGCCGGGCGUCAUGGCGGAAGUUCCUUCGAGACAGUGCUUGAUAGGGUUAUGUCGUCUUAUGGCUCGUCAGUAAAAGCCAUCAUCCACGCCCGCCAACGCCCUCUUGUCAUAUCCUCUUCUUCAAGUGCACUUGUGGUGGCCAUGGACAGCACUCCCGAGUGCUCUCCCUUGCCUUUUGCAUCCAAAGAGUUGAAAAUGUUGUUGGGCAUUUACAAGUCUAUGGCAAUUAGCGCUCUUGAAGUAGGACGGCGCGUCAACGACGUCAUGUCGCAAAUGCUACAGUGCGAGAUAUUCCAUUUCGCGGGACAUGGACAAACCGACAACCAUGAUCCUUCGAAAAGCAAUUUGAUCUUGGAAGACGGAAAGCUCAUGGUGGCGAACCUUCUUGAGCAGAAUCUCCGCAAAAGUUCUCCAUUCCUCGCUUACCUGUCAGCCUGUGGGACGGGCCGAGUUCAUAAUGAGCGCUUCUUCGAUGAAAGCAUACACUUAAUUAGUGCCUUCCAGUUGGCAGGAUUUCGCCACGUUAUUGGUACCUUGUGGGAAGUCAAUGAUAGAUUGUGCGUGGAUAUGGCAAGGAUUACUUAUGAAGAGAUAAGAGAUAGUGGGAUGACAGACAAAUCGGUAUGUCUGGGAUUACACAAAGCUGCUAGAGAACUUCGACAGCGUUUGUCUAAUGCACAAACCAAUACUGCAAGUAAAGGGUCAUCCUACAGUAAUGGGAGGUCUCUGGAGGUGGCAACAGGCGCCCAGGGGGGAGAUAAUAAGGAUUUGGAUGUUGAUAAAGUGCCCAGAGAUAUUGUUUCAUACGACGACGACGACGAAGAGAUAUGUUUACCGCAUUGGGUUCCAUAUGUACAUUUUGGUAUUUAA
This is a messenger RNA of Fusarium odoratissimum NRRL 54006, 3915 nucleotides long. RefSeq lists its product as uncharacterized. The transcript has a single exon. Bases 1 to 3915 code for a protein of 1304 amino acids. NCBI's taxonomy places the organism in Eukaryota, Fungi, Ascomycota, Sordariomycetes, Hypocreales, Nectriaceae. The record is from RefSeq and is a predicted model, not a curated record. Gene Ontology annotation, molecular function: protein binding.